AUCAUCCACAAUAGUGGAGCUUUCCUGUAGCUCCGGAGCUAGCUCUCCCAAAUAUGAAAUGAAUCCCAAAGCAAUUGAAGCUAAACAUAUCCGAAUCUCGGAGCAAUUGAAGCUUAUCUUCUUUUCAAGUACACGAUGACAUCCACAGCCCCUGUUGUGGAGAAACUCCUGUCCAAUGGCCACAAUCAUCUUCACCUUCAGGAUAAGUAUGUCUUUCCUCCUGGUGAACGUCCUGACAUGUCCCAGGUCUGUUAUUUAUAUAGAUUUCCAGUCAUAGACCUCAAAGAUCUGGAUGGGCCUCGUAGAAUAAAGGUAGUCAAUGAGAUUAAGAGGUCAUGCGAGGAGGAUGGUUUUUUCCAGAUCAUGAACCAUGGAGUGCCAGAAACUGUGAUGAAAAGCAUGAUGGGCAUUGCCAAAGAAUUUUUUGAAAUGCGUGUGGAAGAUAGGGUUUGUCUCUAUUCAGAGGACCCACGGCAGGCUGUCAAGGUUUAUACAAGCUUCAAUGUCAACAAAGAUAAAUUCUUUAGCUGGAAGGAUUCUCUAAGACACCCAUGUCAUCCGCUGGAGGAAUUUAUCAAUUCAUGGCCUCAAAAGCCUACACUUUACAGAGAGGUUGCAGGAAUUUAUGCUAAGGAGAUACGAGUACUGGUUCUAAGGCUUCUGGCUGCAAUUUCUGAAGCUCUGGGACAAGAUUCUGAUUAUUUGAAUGCAAUCUUUGGAAAGCAUACUCAGGAAAUGCUCAUAAAUUACUAUCCUCCAUGCCCAAAUCCAGAUCUUACCUUUGGUGUUGUACCUCAUUCAGAUCCAAGUGGCAUCACUGUUCUGAUGCAAGGAGAUGUGAGCGGUCUGCAAGUGCUAAAAGAUGGGAAAUGGUUUGCAGUAGAACCAAUACCCAAUGCUUUUGUGGUCAAUUUGGCUGAUCAACUUCAGGUUAUAAGCAAUGGAAGAUUCAAAAGCUCCGAGCACAGGGCUGUAACCAAUAAAACUACUGCACGUAUAUCUAUUCCCUCCUUCUAUGGGCCUUCGUUUGAUUCCUUCAUUGCUCCUGCAGCAUCCAUGGUGGAUGAGGAGCAUCCGGCUUUAUACAGAGGAUAUAAAUUUGAAGAAUACAUGACGGCAUUCUUUGGCCAAACUUUGAAGGGCAAGAGCAUUUUGGAUCGCUUCAAGAUUGAAGUCAAUCCAUGAUUGAAAAAAGUGGUAUAUAACAGCUGUUGUUGUAAUAUACAUAUGCUAGUAUGGAAGGUAGACACUACGUUGUAUAGCAAUGCUUUAUCUGGGGAAUAAGGUGGAAGAGACCAACCUAUUCCUCUACAUUUAAAUUUGAGAGGUGGUAAGAACAGCUUCUAUUUAAUAGUUUAAAAAUAAAAAAUUUAAGGUUUUUUUA
Cryptomeria japonica (Japanese cedar) is the source of this 1384-nucleotide messenger RNA. Its product is annotated as protein DMR6-LIKE OXYGENASE 1-like. The coding region runs from base 136 to 1185 and encodes 349 amino acids. Lineage: Eukaryota; Viridiplantae; Streptophyta; Pinopsida; Cupressales; Cupressaceae. The transcript has 5 exons. The record is from RefSeq and is a predicted model, not a curated record.